Molecule: messenger RNA, 1866 nt
Organism: Plutella xylostella (diamondback moth)
Lineage: Eukaryota; Metazoa; Arthropoda; Insecta; Lepidoptera; Plutellidae
Gene: CPR55
Product: cuticular protein RR-1 motif 55
Cellular component (GO): chitin-based extracellular matrix
Molecular function (GO): structural constituent of chitin-based larval cuticle
Source: RefSeq, a predicted model, not a curated record
GUUGUAAUUUAAAACGGACAUUAUAAAUACUAGUGGCGCUGGCUGGCGUAGCUGACUUGUGUAGUGAGCGCGCCGGCUGACAGUGCAAAGAGCGGGAAAAGUUUGACGUUUCGAAAACCGUUUACGAAGAAGGCUUGUGUUCAUCAAUCAAGAUGAUUGUAUUAAAGAUAACCCUUCUCACGGCGUGCUUGGCAGCAGCAUCAGCUCAGCAGUACGGACCCACCACCACCCCCGUGCCAAUCCUGAAGCAGAUCAACAAACAGAACGAUGACGGCUCUUACAGCUUCGGUUAUGAAGCUGCUGAUGGGUCGUUCAAGAUCGAGACCAAGUAUCCCAAUGGCGAUGUGGCCGGGAAGUACGGAUAUGUGGAUGCUGAAGGGAAGACGAGGGAGGUGUCGUAUGGAGCUGGCAGUAAACGAGGGUUCGAGCCGCAAGGAACCGGCAUCAUGGUGCCUCCGCCAACCCUGAAUGACCCGCCGAGCAACGCGCUCACCGACGGACAAGAAGACGACGGCCAGUACCGGGAAGACCCCAGCAUUUAUGAGGACCCCAAGUAUAAUAGUAGGAGCCAGAAGUCACGACCAGGCCAGGGGUUCCGGUCGUACCAGACUGAGCCGCAAUACCAGACGCAGGUCCAGCAACCUGCCCAGCCGAGGUAUCAACCCCAACCACAACCACAAGCGCAGCCUAACUUCCAGGAUUCCUUCUUCAGCCAGUCCCCUCAGCAGUUCCCGAGGCCCCAGUCUCAGAUCUACCACCAGCAGCCCCAGUUCUCGUACCAAGCGUACACGCCACAGCAGAACUACCAACCCCAGCCGACUUACCAACCCCAGCCGGCGUAUCAACCCCAGCCGGCGUACCAACCCCAACAGGCGUAUCAACCCCAGUAUCAGAACUACCAGAAUCACAAUCCCUUCCUGGGUCACCCCGCUACCAACUUUGACCCGUCAACGGGAUCUUAUACCAUCAACUUUACUGGUUAGGUUUUAGUUGUCUAAGCGUAGACUGUAAACAUCUUAUUGUUAAAAAAGCUAAUUCUAAGCUAAGGUUCAAAUAUUUUGAAAACUAAUGCGAAAGAAUGCAAAUGUGAAGAGAAUAGGCCGUUAACUUUUUUAAGAAUAAGAUAAAUGUACAAAUAUAUUUUUUACUGGCUGGUUUUUUACUAAGUAGGUAUUAGUUCAUUUUUAUUUUGUUACGACUAGUCAAUACUUUUUUAAACGUAGUUUUUAGUUUUAUUUUUUGUUAACUAACAUAACUUUCCUGAAGUAACAACGCACCCUAUUUAUUGAUGUAGUGAUAUUUUCAUCUAUUUAAAUCUAAUUAUUGUAUGUAAACUUAUCAAUUUAAGUCUAAAUUUAAUGUUUUUUAGGCUUUUUAAAUAUAUUACUUAUACACGACACUAAACAUUAAGACGACAACUUCAACUACGAAAAUCAAGUGUACGUUUCAUUGAGUGUAAUUUAUUACAUUCAUACAAAAAAUCAUCAAAAGUAAGUUGUAAUUACUAAAGCUCAUUCAUUUAUUUUAUGAUAUUUUAGUAUGUUUCAUCCUACUGUACUUAUAUCAAUUUAACUAACACUUUCUACCUUUAUUUAUGUAUUUCUUUACGAGUUCGCCUUUACCUAACUAUUACCAAAAAAACAAUAACGAAAUCUGUACCAACCUACGAUUUGUUUAUAAAUUAGGCUUAAGUAACAUUUAUAUAAAUACGUAUUGUAAACAAUAUUGAGUAAUUACGAGUGUUGUGGCGUGAGUGCAAAUGAUCUGCGCACGCGUCGAUUUCAAAGUGAUCAAACUGUCAAUCGUCACACGAAACGUGGACCGAGUGUAAAUAUCGAUUAAAUAAAAAUGUUACGUAAAUAAAAA